UACUUUCUUUUCCUGUUUAGUCUCUUUUCUUUCUUUCUUCGAAUAUCGGUCACUCUCACUCUCACUCUCACUCUCGGAAACCUGAAAGCCCGCGGAACGAUGAAGGCUCCCACGACUUGGUCGAUCCUGGCGGCCGCCGCCGCUCUGCACCAAGGCGCCGUCUCGGCACUGAGCGCGGCGGAAUGGCGGUCCCAGACGAUAUACCAGGUCAUGACGGACCGAUUCGCGCGGACGGACGGGUCGACGACGGCGAGGUGCGAAAUGUCGGAUCAGACGUACUGUGGUGGUUCGUGGUUGGGCAUUGCGCAGCAGUUGGAUUACAUUCAGGGUCUCGGUGCGACGGCUAUCUGGAUUUCGCCCUUUGUGAAGAAUGUCCAGGGCAAAUCCCGUGACGGCGAAUCGUACCAUGGCUACUGGGCGCAGGACAUCUGGGAGGUUAACCCACGCUUCGGCACCGCCGAGGAUCUCAUCUUCCUCGCCAAUGCCAUCCACGCCCGUGGUAUGUACCUCAUGGCCGACGUUGUCACGAACCACAUGGCCUGGCUCGGUCCCGGCAAUACGGUUGACUACUCCAUCUACCGCCCCUUUUCCAACGCCUCGGCCUACCACACGCCGCCUUGCGUCAUCGACUAUUCCAACCAGGACUCGGUCGAGAGAUGCUGGCAGGGUACCGACGCCGCUUCGUUGCCGGAUCUUCGCACUGAGGACCCACGCGUGCGCCAGGUUUUCAACGCCUGGAUCAAGCGCGAGGUCAGCCGCUUCGGCUUCGAUGGCCUGCGACUCGACAGCGCAAAGCACGUCGAGCCGUCCUUCUGGCCAGCGUUCGAGGCCUCGGCCGGUGUCGCCGCCUUUGGUGAGGUCUUCCACGGCGACCCAGUCUACGUAGCCCCUUACCAGGACGUCAUGAGCGGUGUUAUGAACUACCCCGUGUACUACUGGCUUACCCAGGCCUUCCAGUCGACGACAGGCAGCAUUUGGAACCUUUCCAAUGGAAUCAAGACGCUCAUCACAACGGCGCGUGACCUGACGCUGUACGGGGGCUUCCUCGAGAACCACGACCAGCCUCGCUUCCUGAACCACACCUCGGACCGCACUCUCCUCAAGAACGCGCUGACCUUCAGUCUCCUUAUGGACGGCAUUCCCAUCAUCUAUCAAGGUCUGGAGCAGGGGUUCAGCGGUGGUGAGACACCGUACAAUCGCGAAGCGCUGUGGCAGACGGGGUUCAACACGCAGUCGGAGCUCUAUCUCUGGAUCUCCAAGUUCGUGUCCCUGCGCUCGACGCUGGCGGCGCUGGAUGGCGGGUACCUCUUUUACAAGUCCCAGCCCAUCCACACGGACGACCACACCAUUGCCAUGCGCAAGGGCUUCGACGACGGGCAGGUUGUGAGCGUCUACUCCAACGUCGGCACCAACCGCACCUACAGCGUGUCUCUGGCCCAGGAAGACACGGGUUUUCGGCCGUGCAAGCUGAUCCUCGAGGUCGUUCAAUGCCGACCCUACGUGACGGAUGCGACAGGCGUGCUGAAGGCGACGAGCGGGAGCGGGGAGCCACUCGUGUUUGUUCCGGCAGACAAGGUCAUGGGGACGGGUAUCUGCGCAGGUGGCAUAGGCAAGCGUCCUCCUCCUCCCCCUCCCCCUCGUCGUCACAAGCCUUCUCCUCCACCUCCACCUCCCUCUGGGACAUCCACCGCAACUGCUGCCCGCUUCUCUACCACGCGCCUCGCUGUUGAGAGUACCGAUUAUAACUUAGAUUCUAUAGGACGUUUUAAUAACAUCACUUUGUCGCCUUGCUUGACAUCCCAGCUUUGA
This is a messenger RNA of Colletotrichum abscissum, 1809 nucleotides long. RefSeq names its product alpha amylase. Gene Ontology annotation, molecular function: alpha-amylase activity; calcium ion binding. The annotation marks the transcript as partial. Lineage: Eukaryota; Fungi; Ascomycota; Sordariomycetes; Glomerellales; Glomerellaceae. Gene Ontology annotation, biological process: carbohydrate catabolic process. The transcript has 2 exons. The record is from RefSeq and is a predicted model, not a curated record.